Messenger RNA from Nasonia vitripennis (jewel wasp), 3621 nucleotides. RefSeq names its product protein argonaute-2-like. Lineage: Eukaryota; Metazoa; Arthropoda; Insecta; Hymenoptera; Pteromalidae. The record is from RefSeq and is a predicted model, not a curated record. Gene Ontology annotation, molecular function: RNA binding; protein binding.
GCUCAUGUAGUGCGCAUGCGUUCCCUAUAUAAAAAAGUCAUGACCGGAUGAAGUGAUGCCAAUAAUGCGUCAAUAUGAUUGGCUCACGUAGUGCGCAUGCGUCAAAAGUAUCGUUAGAAUUUUUUGAUUUGUUUUUGAUUUCUAAAAUUGAUGUAAUAUAAUACUAUAAUACAUAUCAAAUUAUAAUUUGUGUAUUUGUAAUAUUCUAGAGACAUUCUACUCUCGAGACAUAACCUUAAAAUUUUAAAAGGAAGUUGGCGACGAAACCGCGGCAAUUUUGAAAUUUAUAUGAGCGCGAAAUGAAUCAUAUAUUGUAAAGUUUGAUAUAUUUCCGUGAUAGAAAACAAAUAUUAAAAAUAUCAAUCAAGUAUUUAUAUUCCAUUUAAUAAGUUAAUGAAAUUAUAGUCUACUACAGUGCGCGCAGCGCACUGCGCCAAGUCUAGUCCCGAAUAAAUUUCAUAAAUGCAUAUUUAUGUGUUACAUGAAUUGCGUUCUUUCAAGGAACAGCCAGAAGCUGGUUCAUCCGAACGUGAAAAAAAGACAGCCAAACUUACUGUACCUGCUGACAUAGUCUACAAAGAAGUAGAUCAGAUUCCAAAGCGUAAGGACCCUACGAAGGCUGGCACCACGGGACAUCCCAUUACUGUAAAAACAAAUAUGAUGGCGAUUAAUGUCAAACAGAUGAAUCCCAAUGUUGUGCAUUAUGACGUGAAAAUUGUGCCAGAUACUCCAAAAUACUUGAUGAGACCGGUGUUCCUUGAAGUCAAAAAGACUUUGUUUCCAGAAAGAAAUCCAGCAUUUGACGGAAGGAAGAAUGCAUUUAGUGCUGGAGAGUUGCCUAUUGAAGAUCCGUCCACUGCUGAAGUAGUGGUUUACAACGAAGAUGGACAAGAGAAAAAGUAUAAGGUCACUAUCAAAAUAGUUAACAGAAUUGAUUUGUCUUGGUUGAAAGCGUUUGAACCCGGCACCCAAGAUUUGCCGAGAAAUCAACAAAUCAGUAUACAAGCUCUGGAUGUUAUACUAAGAAAUGCACCGGCGGCUUUGAUGUCAUGUGUACCUAUAAGGAGUUCGUUUUUCACACCACCAAAAGGUCAAGUGAUGUCUCUAGGCGGUGGUAUGGAUUUAUGGGUGGGGUUGUUUCAAUCGGCUGUUUUAGGCUGGAAGCCCUACUUCAACGUUGACGUUGUACAUAAAGGCUUCCCGAAACCGCAGAGUGUAUUAGAUUUGAUGAAAAUCAUGUGUGGCUGUGAUGGUGAAGAUCGAGGCGGCCGGUCACAAUAUGAUAGGCAACGAGGAUAUGGACCUAAGAUUUUGAGCGCAGAUUUAAUAAACCGUCGCAGAGAAGAGAUUAGCAAAUUUUUAAAGGGCUUAAAAGUAGCAAUAGAGAUUCCAGGGCAGCCCACGUCCAGACGAACACAACGCGUCAACGACUUGGUUAUAUGUCCGAGAGAAAAUGUUUUUGAACGUGAUGGUCAGAGAAUCACUGUUGAACGGUACUAUAAACUCGAGAGAAAGUAUACUAUAAAACACCCGGACUUCCCUUGUCUCUGGGUCGGCGGCAGAGAUAAAAAUAUUCAUGUUCCACCAGAAUAUAAACAUACAUUUGCAAGGACCAAAUUUUUAUAUAUAUUUUUUGAAACUGAUGAAGAUCCGUGCAUGAAAGAAUUUGGAAUCUCUGUGAGUGGAGAAUUCGAGACGGUUCCAGCGCGUGUUUUGGAUCCGCCACAACUAAGGUAUCAACGCCAAAAUGUGCGUGUCGAACAAGGAAAGUGGAGAGCAAGCCAAUUCAUAAAUCCAAGUCAAUUAAUUAAGGGCGACAAUACGUGGACUAUUUUAAAUUUGAGUUCUGAGCCUAAUAUCUAUAAAGAGCUUGUUAGACUUGCUGAAGCAUUAAUACGAUCAGCUAGCAGUUUGGGUAUGACAGUUGGACGUCCGUUAACUCCAUUCAAAGAGGUGCAUAAGUCAAUAGGAAAAGAUAUGCGAGAAUUGAUAGAAGAAUUGAAUGAGAUGAAAAAGAAGCAAAUAAGACUGGUUAUCGUAGUGGUUCCUGAGAAGAAAGGCAUUUAUAGCAAAGUAAAGCAAGUUAGCGAACUUCAGAUCGGAAUUUUAACACAAUGCUUGACAAGUGAAACUCUUCGCGAUAGACUUAACAAGACAACUGUCGAUAAUAUUAUGUUGAAAAUCAAUGCUAAAUUAAAUGGCACUAAUCACAUUAUCGAACAAAAAAUGAGCCUACCAGCUUGUCUAAAAAGUCCAUGCAUGAUUGUGGGUGCAGAUGUCGCUCAUCCCUCACCUGAUUCCAAGGGUAUUCCAUCGAUCGCCGCAGUUGUCGCCAGUCAUGAUUCGAAUGCGUUCAAUUAUAACGUUCAGAUAAUAUUGCAACUGCCAACACAGGAACAUAUAGGAGAACUCGCGGAGAUCAUAAAAAUACAAUUGAACCUUUUUUAUGAGCAAACUCGUCGGUACCCCCAGAAAAAAUACGAUGUUGUUUCGGAGAGUGAGUUUGGCCAAAUUAUGCACGUAGAAUUAGGAGCCAUACGAAAAGCAUGCCAAUCGAUGCGAGCAGAUGGCUUGUACAAGCCAAAAAUAACAUUCUUGGUUGUUCAAAAAAGACAUCACACUCGAUUUUUCCCAACUGAUCUGAGAAAUUCCGAUGACAAACACGGAAAUAUUGUCCAAGCUGGUACUAUCGUAGACACGGAGAUAACUCAUCCGACACACAUCCAUUUUUACUUGGUUUCUCAUGCUAGUAUUCAAGGAACCGCAAGACCAACCAAGUACAGAUGCUUCGCAACGAGUCUGAUAUGCCACAUGUUCUCGCGUUGCACGAGAUCGGUGAGCUAUCCGACACCGACGUACUACGCGCAUCUUGCUGCCUUCAGGGCUAGAGUCCUUAUCCAGGAUGUUGACAUCGACGUGGAUAAUUUGGUAGAAGAACAACGGAAAAAGUUGACUAUUAAGGAAGAGAUUCUGAAAAAAAACCCUAUGUUCUUUGUAUGAAUUAUUUAUACUCAAAGUAUUUUUAUAUGUUUUCUAGUCUGAAACUUGUUGCAUAAUUUUUAGUUGGUUGUAAUAAAUAAUCUAUGUGCAAAAUCAAACGAAAAAUUUUUAAAAUCAUAGUAAAAUAAUAAUGGUUUAUAUAAGUGCCUAAAAAUUCGAAUCGAUAUAAAACUAGCAAUUUAUUAUAUCUAGCGGCAGUACCUUUUACGCUUAUACAGUUAUACAAACAUAAAAAAUAUUGAUGUAUUGAUUGUAUCUGAUUUUCCUCAAUUGUACUUCUUGAGAAUUGUAAGAGUAUUAAAUUAUAAAAAAACCUAAGCUAUAUCGCAAUUUUAGCUUCACUCAAUCUCCUGUUCAUUAGCUAAAUUAGUCUUAGUGUCUACAGACAUUAUAUUUUGAGCACGUCGCUCCGGCUGUGGCUAAGUAAAAACUCUGCGUUCAAGUUUUUCGUCUCUACUACACUCCGUUUAAGACUUACUGCUUCGACGUUCUCUUCGCUGAAUCGGUUUCCCCCUCCCUCGACCGUUGAAGGUCCAGACGGUCUCGGCAUCGCCGGUUUCGUCAAGACUUUGAGGACUUUUCUCAUGAUGCGCAGCGGCCAUGUUUGAAGGGAAGCGUCAC